Candidozyma duobushaemuli is the source of this 1377-nucleotide messenger RNA. It is a transcript of the gene TIM50, whose product is annotated as protein translocase subunit. NCBI's taxonomy places the organism in Eukaryota, Fungi, Ascomycota, Pichiomycetes, Serinales, Metschnikowiaceae. The record is from RefSeq and is a predicted model, not a curated record. The transcript has a single exon. The coding region runs from base 1 to 1377 and encodes 458 amino acids. Gene Ontology annotation, molecular function: phosphoprotein phosphatase activity.
AUGCUUGCCAGAACGGUUUUGCGGGCAUGUCCCCGUGGUAUUGUCGCCGCCCGUGCGGUUCCAGCGGUACCAAAACCACGUUUUUUCAGCAACUCUUCGUUGAAACUCAAUGAGAAGAAGGAAGAGAAGCCCAAGUCCAUUUUGGACGACGAUAUGUUGGCCAAAGCCGGCUUUGAAGACGAACAAUCUGCAUCUGAGAAAAAGGAGAGCUCCGACAAGUCGUCCCGCAGAAAGCGGAGAACAAAGACGUCCAAGGAUCUCCAAAGAGAGAAAUGGUCCAACAUCUUCUACGGUGCUAUGCUUGUUGGAGGUGUAGGUUACUUGGGCUACAUGGCUCGUGACUGGGACUCUGCUGAGGAACAGAAGGACCUUGAAGGUGGCGAAAUCGACAACGGCUACACACCUGGUUUGAUGUACGAGCGUUUGUCGAGAAGAAUGUCCAAGGCCUUUUCAUUCUUCUCUGAGCCCGUUUUUGAGAACUUGUUGCCUCCUCCUCCUCCAGAGCAGUACCGUCGUCCAUUGACGCUUGUUUUGGCGUUGGAUGACUUGUUGAUCCACUCCAGCUGGGACACCAAGCACGGUUGGAGAACUGCAAAGAGACCAGGCUUGGACUACUUCUUGGGCUACCUCUCGCAGUACUACGAAAUCGUCAUUUUCUCCACCAACUACCAGAUGACGUCUGAGAGAACUGUCAUCAAGAUGGACCCAUUGAGAGCCUUCAUUCAGUACGCUUUGUACAGAGAGGCUUGUAGAUACAAGGACGGCAAGGUGAUCAAGGACUUGUCGCUUUUGAACCGUGACUUGAACAAGACCGUUGCCGUGGAAGUCGAGAAGGAUGCUGUUUCUAUGCAGCCCGACAAUGCCAUCAUGUUGAAGCCUUGGAACGGUGAGAGCGACACCACCUUGGUUGACUUGAUUCCACUUUUGGAGUACUUGGCCACCCAGCCCAUCAAGGACGUUCGUCCAGUGAUCAAGUCCUUCAGCCAGUCUGAUGAUGUCAUUGCCGAGUACAAGGAAAGAGAGGCCCGUUUGAGAGCCAAGUGGAAGGAGGAGAACAAGCACCUUUUCGAGCGUGCCGGUAAGCCUAAUGUCGGAACCUUCCUCGGCUCCAUGGUCGGAAUGUCCCCUAGUGCACUUAGCAAAGAGCCAAAGAUGCCAUUGGAUAUUAUUAGAGAGCACGGCCAGGCUCAGUACGAGAACUUGCAGAAGUUCUUGAGAGAGAACACCGCCAAGUUUUUAGAGGAGGAACAGAAGAUGAAGGACGAAUACGGCAAGAUGACUUUGAACAAGUUGAUGACUGAAGGCAUGCCUACGCCCGAGGACAUUGCCAAGCAGCAGGCUGAGAAGGCUGCCGCUGAGAAUAACGGGAGCGCUUGA